This is a messenger RNA of Haplochromis burtoni (Burton's mouthbrooder), 2341 nucleotides long. RefSeq names its product ring-infected erythrocyte surface antigen. The coding region runs from base 125 to 1096 and encodes 323 amino acids. Lineage: Eukaryota; Metazoa; Chordata; Actinopteri; Cichliformes; Cichlidae. Gene Ontology annotation, molecular function: protein binding. Gene Ontology annotation, cellular component: immunological synapse; tetraspanin-enriched microdomain; membrane. The transcript is spliced from 5 exons. The record is from RefSeq and is a predicted model, not a curated record.
GUUAGGUAAGAAAAUUAGACGAUGGCAUGCAAAGAUGCAGCACAUGAUGAGUCCUGUCAUAUCUAGACACCAUCCGCUUUCACCUUCUGUUUACUGAAACUGCCGUCCUUCUUUAACCAGAGAUAUGGAAGAAAGUGCGAUCAUGGCGUUUAUCCGCAAGUACCUAUGGUUAUGGGUGGUCAUUGGCAUGGUUUUCGUGUCUGUGGUGAUCAGCAUCAUCUUCAUGUUCAUCUGCAAGUGCAUAUCAAGAAAAAGAGGCCAACACAAAAUCCACAAUGUGAAAAACGAAUUCAACUUCAAAACUGAGAGCAACAAAUACCAGCAGAGAAACAUUGAAACGGGCACUCCACCUCUACCUCCGCGGACACAGUUUCUCUUGGCAGAAGCCCAAAGCUACGAGAACCUGGCUGAGGAGAGCCAGAGCAUCCACGACUACGAGGAUGGCAACUGUGAGCAGAAUGUAAGCAACCACGAGGAAAGCAUCCACGACUACGAGGAUGGCAACUGUGAGGAGAAUGUAAGCAACCACGAGGAAAGCAUUCAUGACUACGAGGAGAGCACAGAACUCCAGGCUGACUACAUCAAGAUGGAGGGAGACAUAAUGUUUCCUCCUCCUCCAAUCUUCAACAGCAUGAGCGGUAGUGUUUUGGAGGCCCAAAGCUACGAGAACCUGGCUGAGGAGAGCCAGAGCAUCCACGACUACGAGGAUGGCAACUGUGAGCAGAAUGUAAGCAACCACGAGGAAAGCAUCCACGACUACGAGGAUGGCAACUGUGAGGAGAAUGUAAGCAACCACGAGGAAAGCAUUCAUGACUACGAGGAGAGCACAGAACUCCAGGCUGACUACAUCAAGAUGGAGGGAGACAUAAUGUUUCCUCCUCCUCCAGUCGUCAACAGCAUGAGCGGUAGUGUUUUGGAGGCCCAAAGCUACGAGAACCUGGCUGAGGAGAACGACUAUGUGGAGAGCGUGGACAAUCAACUGGACUAUGUGAAGAUGGACGAGGAAGAUCAAGCAGGAGACAACACCUCCACGGAAGACUAUGAUGACAUCGGGGGUGAAGAAGAGGAUGAGGAGGACUAUGAUGAUGUGGGAUAAAACCCGACACAACGAGGUGGAGACAGUUUUGAAUUCUGCUGAGCAGAGAUUAUCCUUACUGAAGAUUUCUCUUGUCUUUUUGUAUUUUUUUAAUAACAUUCAUUGAAAAAAAGAAAAUAAUUGAAGUACUGAAGACACUGAAAUCUGCCGAGUGGUGUCGAGACAACUGGUUUGAUCUUUAAGACGGUGAUUCUUUUUAAUAUAUCGAAAAAAUUCUGUUUUUCAUCUGAAUGUUGGAAUCGUUUGUUUUUUUACUGAAUACAUUAACAAGCAGAGACUUGCACAGGGUCCCAGAUUAGGAUGAUAUCUGGAUUUGCAAACUACACAUGAAAGCAAUCAAACUAUAUUUCUUUGUCUUCUUCUGACUUAAAUGUCAGAAGAAACUCUUUAGUUUUAAACAUGAAGCUUUUGCAUAUAUCAUGUGUAGAUCAUUCCCAUGCUUUUUGAGAAGGAACAGACUAUGUUGCUGGAGGCUUUCGUUAUGCUCAGUUUGGCGAGAUUUGGUACUUUUUUAAUGAGCUGAAUCAACUAGAUCAACAGUGUAAGUAAGGUUUUUGCUGUAUGAAACACAAAAAACUAUUGGAGCUUCAAAUUUGAUUCAAACUAAACAUAAGACAUGAAAUCUGAAAGUCUGUAACUGCAACAGCCUGAGAUGUUUUUCUUUCUUUAUGUGUUUGUUGAUUUAUUUAUACACAUGAACAUUGAUAUAAGAUUAAUAUGUAAAGCAUUUCAGUCGGGGUCAGGUCUGCACUUUAAUUCUUUUCUUUUAUUCACCAUGAUGUUGUAGAUUUACUGCUGUGUUUGGGAUCAUUGUUCUGCUGAGUCAGCGAAUUUGGGCCACGCUUUAACUGCUGGACAGAUGGCCUCACAUUUGACUCUAGAAUACUUUGGAAAAUACUUUGGCACACAGAGGAGUUCAUGGGAGACUGAAAGGUGUCCUGUGACUGUGAAACAAGCCCAAAUCAUCAUCCCUCCACCACCGUGCUUCACAGUUACUAUAGUGUGUUGGUUUUUGCCAGAUGUACUUUUGCAAAAUGUCCUUACAUUUGCAAGGACAUUGUUCUUGAAACUUUGUAACCCUAAUCCAUGCCACCAUGUUUAUUUUAGACAGAAGAGACUUUCUUCUGGCAACUUUUUGAACAAACCAUACUUGUUCAGUCUUUUUCAAACUGUAGGCAAGGCAAGGCAAGUUUAUUUAUAUAACACAAUUCAACAGCAAGGUGAUUCAAAGUGCUUUACAGAGAC